Lottia gigantea (owl limpet) is the source of this 249-nucleotide messenger RNA. RefSeq lists its product as hypothetical. The transcript has a single exon. The record is from RefSeq and is a predicted model, not a curated record. Gene Ontology annotation, biological process: regulation of transcription by RNA polymerase II. Gene Ontology annotation, molecular function: RNA polymerase II cis-regulatory region sequence-specific DNA binding; DNA-binding transcription factor activity. The annotation marks the transcript as partial. NCBI's taxonomy places the organism in Eukaryota, Metazoa, Mollusca, Gastropoda, Lottiidae.
UGUCGUGUUUGUGCAGAAACAUUACCUUCAUUUGUUCAACUUGAAAAUCAUUACAGAACUCACCCAGACAGUGGACAGAAACCCUAUGUCUGUGGGGAAUGUGGCAAACAGUUCGGUCAUCGUUCGAAUUUAAACACUCAUAUCAAACUACAUACUGGAGAUCGACCUUAUUUAUGUGAAUUUUGUGGCAAACAAGACAGUGAUAUCGGAAAUUUGUUCAAACAUAUGAAAGUUCAUGAAGCUGACAAA